CUGUGUGAAUGUGAAAUGCCUCCCUCUGCUGUCGCUAAGCGGUACAGCAGCUGUCGUGCUGUCUUGCAGCAGUGUGGCAUGCGCGCGCACGCUUUGCUUUCCGGCAGUGUGGCACUGCAGGAGGAAGAUGCGGAGGAAGAUGUCUGAAUCUCAUGCCGAGGCGGGAAACGAGAUGCCGAGUAACAAAAAGCAGAAAUUGAGCAGUGAUGAAAACAGCAACCCCGACCUGUCUGGAGACGACAAUGAUGAUGCCGUCAGCGUUGAGAGCGGCACCAACAUGGAGCGGCCCGACACUCCCACAAACACGGCCAAUGCCCCGGGCAGGAAGAGCUGGGGCAAAGGCAAGUGGAAGUCCAAGAAAUGCAAAUAUUCCUUCAAGUGUGUCAACAGUCUGAGGGAGGAUCACGGGCAGCCGUUGUUUGGAGUGCAGUUUAACUGGCACAGUAAGGAGGGCGACCCGCUGGUGUUCGCGACCGUCGGCAGCAACCGAGUCACUUUAUAUGAGUGUCAUUCUCAAGGAGAGAUUCGUCUCCUGCAGUCGUAUGUAGAUGCUGACGCAGACGAAAACUUCUACACUUGCGCUUGGACCUUCGACACGAGCACCAGUCACCCGCUGCUGGCCGUGGCCGGGUCGCGCGGCAUCAUUCGCAUCAUCAACCACAUCACCAUGCAGUGUGUCAAACAUUACGUCGGCCACGGAAAUGCGAUCAACGAGCUCAAAUUUCACCCGAGGGACCCGAACCUUUUGCUGUCGGUCAGUAAAGAUCACGCGCUGCGCCUCUGGAACAUUCAGACGGACACUCUGGUGGCCAUCUUCGGAGGCGUCGAAGGCCAUCGUGACGAGGUCUUGAGCGCGGAUUUUGACCUGCUUGGUGAGAAGAUCAUGUCCUGUGGGAUGGAUCACUCCUUGAAGCUGUGGAGAAUCAACUCUGAGCGGAUGCAGAAAGCCAUACGCGGCUCAUAUGAGUAUAACCCCAGCAAAACCAACCGGCCUUUUGUGUCUCAGAAGAUUCACUUCCCAGACUUUUCCACACGAGACAUUCACAGGAACUAUGUGGACUGCGUCCGCUGGCUUGGCGAUUUGAUUCUUUCAAAGUCAUGCGAAAACGCAAUUGUGUGUUGGAAACCCGGGAAAAUGGAAGACGAUAUCGACCACAUCAAACCGAACGAGUCUAACGUGACCAUCCUGGGCCGCUUCGAUUACAGCCAGUGCGACAUUUGGUACAUGCGCUUCUCCAUGGACUUCUGGCAGAAGAUGUUGGCUCUUGGAAAUCAAGUCGGGAAGCUCUACGUUUGGGACCUGGAAGUGGAAGAUCCUCAUAAAGCGAAGUGCACGACGCUCACCCUCCCUAAAUGCACGUCGGCCAUCAGACAGACCAGUUUCAGCCGGGACAGCAGCAUUCUCAUCGCGGUGUGUGACGACGCGUCGAUCUGGCGCUGGGACCGGCUGCGCUGAAUGGCUCGCGUGUCAUCGAUUGUUGAAAUGAUUGAUCGUCAGGUUCUGUUGUCUUUGCGUUUGUCUUUAUCUUGAGACUUUGCUUUUGUCUUUUGCUUUUUUUCUUUGCCAUUCUCUUGUCUGACUUUAAUAAAAUCUAUUUUCCUAACCCUA
Messenger RNA from Labeo rohita (rohu), 1609 nucleotides. It is a transcript of the gene eed, whose product is annotated as embryonic ectoderm development. The coding region runs from base 128 to 1456 and encodes 442 amino acids. Lineage: Eukaryota; Metazoa; Chordata; Actinopteri; Cypriniformes; Cyprinidae. Gene Ontology annotation, biological process: negative regulation of transcription by RNA polymerase II. Gene Ontology annotation, cellular component: ESC/E(Z) complex. Gene Ontology annotation, molecular function: nucleosome binding; protein binding. The transcript is spliced from 12 exons. The record is from RefSeq and is a predicted model, not a curated record.